Chelonoidis abingdonii (Abingdon island giant tortoise) is the source of this 6001-nucleotide messenger RNA. RefSeq names its product RIMS-binding protein 2. The record is from RefSeq and is a predicted model, not a curated record. Gene Ontology annotation, molecular function: benzodiazepine receptor binding. NCBI's taxonomy places the organism in Eukaryota, Metazoa, Chordata, Testudines, Testudinidae.
AUGACCGGGACAGCCCCGGCGGGGGCCCGCCCCCAGGGGGCGGCUGUUCCCCGCAGGGGCGCGGCGCCGCCGCCGGCAGCCAGGCGCCAGCAUCACGAGCACAAAGCGGAGCUGGAGGCGCUGCGGCCGAGGCUGGACGGGGAGCGGCUGCGCUCGCAGGAGAGCCGGCGCCGCUUCGCCGCCGAGGCCCGCGAGCUGCGGGAGGCGGCCGAGCGCGACCGCCAGCUGCUGGCCGACCAGCUCCGCUCCAAGUGGGAGCAGCAGCGGGCCCGGGAGCUGCACCAGCUGCGGGAGCUGAACCUGCGGGAGCGGGAGGCCGAGAUCCGCCAGCUCAUCCGCUGGAAGGACGCCGAGCUGCGCCAGGCCCAGGAGCUGCUCCAGCGGGAGCGGGACGCCGCCGUGCGGCAGGCCCGGGACCUGCAGCGGCAGCUGGCCGAGGAGCUGGUGAGCCGGGGCUACAGCAGCACCCGGGGCUGCCCCGCGGGGCUGAGCAGCGAGUGCCGCGGCAAGCUGCAGGAGGUGCUGGGCAAGCUGCGCUGGGAGACCGAUGGCGACCAGGCCGCCCGCAUCCGCCACCUCAGGGCCGAGCUGGAGUUGGAGCGGAGCCUCUUCCUCAAGUACAUCCUGGAGCGGUUCGAGGGCGAGCAGCAGCCCGCCGGCUCCCCGCAUAGGGCCCGGCACGGCCCGCAGCCCCGCCUCAGCAGGAGCCUCCUGGAAGGGCCGAGACCCCGCUCCUUGGAAAGCCUCAUCGCCGCCGCCUCCCCGGAUGGGGGAGCCGCCAGGUCUCGCUCGCUGGACAGCAGCCUAGCCAAGCCCGAGUCUUCGCAGGCGGGGCACCAGGCCCCGCUGGAGGGGAGCCCCCCGCAGAGCCUCUGCCCCGGGCAGCAGCCGGCCCAAAAGGCCUUGGAAGAAGAUGCCCACCCGCCGGAAGGAGCUGCCAAGGAGCUCCCUCUGAAGCCCACCAGUAAGGAGUGGCCCCUGGAGUGCUUGGACUCGCCUCCUGAAGGGAAGAUGGGCAGCUGGGGGUCUGCAGGAGAGGGUGGCACCCAGGCAGUGGGGCAGCAGCAGGAGUGGCUCUCUGGCAGCAGUUACAGCCAACUGGUGAAGCAGAACACCGACCUGCUAAGUGCCCUGGAGGAUCUAGAGCGGCGAUGCACAGCCCUUAAGGAAGAGAAUGGCCUUCUGAGGAGAAACAGCUUUCCUGAGAUGCAGGAGAAGGUGAAGCGGCUCAAGAGGAAAAAUGCAGAUCUGGCUAUCAUUGCCAAGCGAUUGGAAGAGAGAGCCAGGAAACUUCAGGAGUCCAACUUCAAGGUGGUCAAUGCCCCAAUGCCAGUAUCCCUCAAAGGCUCCAACAUGGAACUGUGCAAGAAAGCAUUUGCCCGGCAGCGGGCUAAAGACCUGAGUGAACAAGCUAGCAUCCUUCUUGCCAAAGAUAAACAGAUAGAAGCCUUGCAGAGAGAGUGUAGGGAGCUGCAGGCCAAACUGGCCACAGGCAAGGAGGGCUCAUGCUGGCUCAAUUUAAGUGACUUUGAUCGUUUGUUGCGGGAGUCUCAGAAAGAAGUGUUACGAUUACAGAGACAGAUCACACUGAAGAACCUGAAAGAGUCUCUACAGUCCUCCAAAAUGGGUCCAGACAGUUCUUCUGCAGCUGCUACCAUGUGCCUAAUACAGGAAACACUUGCACCAAACAUUGAUGCAAGCUUAGAUGGUUCAUCUUUGCCAAAACAGACAUCACCAGGAUCAAUCACUUUGGCAAAGGAUAUUAAGCCAGUAGUACUACCUUUGGGAAAUGUGUCUGAGGAACAUGAAAACAUCCCUUUAAAAACAGACCCAGACAGCAAAAAUCAAAUACAGCAUUUGGAAGUAAAGCUUAGUAAGAAAUUUAAGCAGUGUGAAAACCUUGAACAAGAAAUGGAGAAAAAGCAGAAAAAAUGUGAAGAGUUGGAAAUGCAGCUUCAGGAAUUGCUGGCUGAAAGUGCCAGAAUGGCUGAGGAAAACGCUCAACUCAGUGGGAAAACUAAAUGGACAGAAAAGGUUGAAUCUGAAAAUGCUGCCCUGAAGGUGAAAUUAAUGGGAGUGACAGAGGAGUGGAAUUCUGCUGUCCAGUUGACCAAAGGACUUCAAACCAAGGUGGAGGAUUUAGAGCAUGUACUGAAAGACAUGAAAGAAAGGGCAGAGAGAAGGCAACAGUUGGAGGUUGACCAUGAGGAAACACUGUUAGCACUGCAGAAUAAAGAAGAGGAGGUCAAAUAUUUGCAGCAGGCCCAGGUAGAAGCAAAAAGGGAACAUGAAGAGGUAGUACAGCUAUUAGAAGCCCAGGUGAGAGAACUGGAGAAUCAGUAUCACAGUCAAACUGAACAUUUUAAUCUUCUGUCUCAGGAACUGGAACAAUUACAAAUAAAAAAUUCUGACCUUGUGUCUUCGGACUUGCCACACGCUACAUGCUGUUCCUCAGAAGAUUGCCAUGCUCUUCAGUGUGGUAAGACUAUUAAUGAUGUAGACUUUGUAUCCACUCCUGCUGCUUUUAAGAAGCAAAGCAAGAAACCGGAGUUCCAGUCAAACUCCUCAAAAUCAGAAUCCACACAGUACAGUCCUAAGUCCUGCCCCACUCCAGAGGGGGAUAGUGCAAGUGAGAUGGAUGAAUUGGAGACAGACAAAUUUUCCCUAAUCUUGGAGCCUGAGAGACAAGGUCCUGCAAAACUUCAAGUGUUUUUAGCUCGAUACAGCUAUGAUCCUUUUGAUGGUCCUAAUAAGAACCCUGAGGCAGAACUUCCACUGACAGCAGGAGAAUACAUUUAUAUCUAUGGAGAGAUGGAUGAGGAUGGCUUCUUUGAAGGAGAGCUGAUGGAUGGCAGAAGAGGGCUGGUUCCCUCUAAUUUGAUAGAAGAAGUUUCAGAUGAUGACCUCCUGACCUUUGUGCCUCCAAAGACAAGUGACCUCUCCCAUACUUCAGAUCAUGAAAUGAGUUUCCUCAGCAGAAGUGCUAGUAGUGGAGAAAAGAGUGAUUGCCAUGAUGAAGAAAUCAGAGUCAAUCUAUUGCCUAACAGAUUAGAAGGAGACAUGGAAAUGCCUGAUCAUACAGCGGUGCCUUAUCCCAGAAAUUUGACUCUAAUCAAAUUGUUUGCAAGAAGUGUUGUUAUAGGCUGGGAGUCACCACUCAUGCCAGCUGGCUGGGGAGAUGUGCAGAGCUAUAACAUAUAUGUUGAUACAGAACUUUGCCAAAAUGUGAGGUCUGGUUGUCAGACUCAAGCAGCAAUUGAGAAUCUCAAUUUAAAGAUUAAGGCAUAUCGGAUCUCGGUACAAAGUGUGACAGAGAAAGGAAACUCAGAUAAGAUGCAAUGUACCUUCCUUGUAGGGCAAGGUUUCCAUUUAGCACCAGCACUGCUGAAACUUAGGAGCAUCACUGCCACUUCAGCAGAGGUCACCUGGUUACCAAGCAGUAGCAACUACACUCAUGUAGUGUACCUUAAUGAGAAGGAGUGUGAUGUGACAAAGGCAGGGAUCUACUGGUACACUUUCCAUAACUUGCAGCCCAACACUCAGUACAAUGCAAAAGUGGAAACACAGCCUCAGAAGAUGGUAUGGGAUUUGCCUCAAGAGAAAUGGGAGCAGAAAUCAGCAAUGAUUAAGUUCAUUACUCCAUCAGCGGGACCACCUGAUGCUCCACUUGAUGUCCAAGUACAGCCUGAUCCCUCAGCAGGCAUUCUAGUUAUCAGCUGGCUACCAGUGACAAUUGAUGCAGCAGGAUCAUCCAAUGGGGUACGAGUUACUGGUUAUGCUGUGUAUGUCAAUGGACAAAGAGUAACAGAAGUUAUAUCUCCAACAGCUGGGAGUACCAUAGUAGAACUGUCCCAGUUAGAGAUGCUACAAGGGUCUCAGAAGGUUUCUGUGAGAACUGUUUCCCCCAGUGGAGAGUCAGUUGAUUCUGUGCCAGCUCUGAUUCCCUCAGCCAUGUUGAAUGUUCCCAGUUGUUGUUCAUCAUCAAAGUCUAUGUCUACCAGCCUGACCUCUGAAUUACCCUAUGGGGAAUUCAUAGACUCCCAGCAUGUGAAAAUCCCUUUGAUGCAUUGCACAUCUUCACCCUCUUCAGAGAUGUUCAUGGCCAGUCAGGAUAACAAAUUCACCAUUCACUUCACCUCCAACUGUGGAGACUCAGUAGCUUCUCUGCCAGCAAGCAUCCCCCCACACCAGUUGUUCUCCUCUCAGAGUUCUUCCUUGACACAUGAGCUUGCAAUGUGCGACAUUGGUGAUAAAGAUGAUAAAUGUUUAAAGUCUUAUCAGCAGACAGCAGUCAGUGUGCAACCUUCAGGCCUUGUCUUUCCAACUAGAUGGAGUGAAGAAUCAGUCAAUUCCAGGAUGUCAGCAUUAAAAGAACUUGCUGAAGACAGUCAGAGAAAGAGGAUAAAAAAGCACUUUGUUACUAAAAAAGCUGUACUUGAAAAUCAAACGGACACUAGCAACAUGAAAAUGUCUGUGAUCACCCACUCUGUGCACUCUGACGACAAGUCUGUGAAAGAUUCAACCACUCAAGAUAUUGAGGGAUAUGAUGAGAGCUGCUUGAAUUCUGGGCCUCAGCUGUGUUCUAGUCAGCUUGAAUUGGAGGACAGUUACAGAGAUAUAGGUAUACCUAAUAUCUGUGUUCAGAAAGUCCCAAAUAUUUCCACUGAGAAGAAACAGACGAAAGAAUUAUCCAAAGAAGUUCCCAGCCUAGGGAUGUCUAGAGGUGAAAUACAGGAAGACCAAACAUCAAGAAUAGGACACUGGCAAUUGAAUCCUGUUGGUGACCACAGCCACAGUUCUGACCUUUCAGAUAUUUUGGAAGAGGAAGAAGAGGACCUGGAUUUAGACAUGCAGGAAGAGAAUAGAAUAAAGGUGGUUGGUAACAAUUCCAGGCUACCGGAGCUUCCAGAGUUUUCCAUGCAGUGGGCUCAAAACAGAAAAAUGAGCAAGACUUUAAGAAUAGGCCAAGCAGGGACAUCUUUAUUUUCCAAAGCAGGCCCUCUGAGACACUUCUUCUCAGAGGAAAUCGUUAAUGAUGAUGCAGUAAGGAUAUUUGUGGCCCUUUUUGACUACGAUCCAAUAUCUAUGUCACCUAAUCUUGAUGCAGCUGAAGAGGAGCUCCCAUUUAAAAAGGGGCAGAUUCUAAAGGUGAUUGGUGAUAAAGAUGUGGACGGCUUUUACAGAGGUGAAUGUGCAGGAAGGGUAGGGUAUAUUCCCUAUAAUAUGGUGUCUGAAGUGCAGGUGGAGAGUAGUGAAAUGAAACAGCACCUGUUAAAACAAGGUUCCAUUACUGAUGAAAAAUCUGCGAUCAACUUAGUGGAGGUGGAUACAAAGAAUAACAAUAAGUCUCACCUGGAACAUAGCUGGCAGGAUAGCAAGACUAAACAGCUUACUUCUAAGACAAUGGUGGCUGUCUUUGACUACAACCCAAGGGAGAACUCAUUACAUGUAGAUGUGGAAAGUGAGCUGACAUUUAAUGCUGGAGACAUCAUCACAGUAUUUGGGUCUGUGGAUGAUGAUGGAUUCUACUAUGGGGAGUUAAAUGGACAGAGGGGCCUUAUCCCAUCUGACUUUGUAAAAGCUAUCUCUCAGGAUGAAGAGUAAAAGAGGAUUCGUUUAAAAGACACCUCUGCAGAGAGUUAUAGAGGAAGGAAAAGAAUCUGAUAUAUCAAUUUAAAAACACAAAAUGUAGAUGAAAAAUUUAAUCUUUAGCGAGGUCUAGCAUUAAAAACUAUCCAUGAAAAUGCCUCCUACAAAAUGUAUAUUUUUAAGAAUUGAACAACUAGACAAUUCAUAUGUACUUGAAUCUCUGCUCAUAUGAGAAUAAUAAUAUGAACUAUUUGCAGAAGGCUCCAAAUAGAUUUUUAGUUGUAAAACAAACAGGAUAACUUUAAAUUUGUUACUAAGACCUGUAAGAAAGUUAGAAGUGAAUUUUAAAUAUUUUCCUGUAUCGAUUAUGAAAAGAGUGCUUUGCAGAGAUAAAAGUGAAUUUCACAUACAG